AGAUAAUCCACGUGAUCAUCAAAAUUUCACUGAAAAUUGGAUGGAAUGGGAGAAAGCGAUGGUGUUAUGUGUCAAGAUGAAGGAGGAACACUGUUCGACCCGCAGGAUCCCGCAGUUUCUGGCCUCAUCGAUGCUCUCGAGCAAUUUCAGAGCUUUUACACAUAUUUCCAUAGAUACGCCUGUCUUUUUAUAUGUAUUGUUGGCGUUUUCAGCAAUGCGAUUCAUAUUGCGGUACUAUCUCGUCCCCGAAUGCGAAGAUGUGCUGUGAACAGUGUGCUCACCGCCGUAGCCUUUUGUGACGUCAUCACCAUGACGUCAUACAGUAUUUAUUUGAUGCGAUUUCGAUUUUAUGAGACCGACCAUGGCUACAGCUACAUUUGGCUGGUAUUUCUGAAAUUUCACGUGUGGUCCUCGAUGACAUUACAUGCUAUUACGCUUUAUAUGGGUGGUGCAUUGGCAUUUAUACGGUGGCAAGCACUAGGAAAUAUUCACAGCAAAUGGCUGCAGCCAAGGAAUUCUUGGCAACUAUUCGGCGUUGUUAGCGUUGUGUUAUCAAUUGUCUGCCUCCCUACACUUGUUCUACACAAAAUAUAUGAAAUAGAGAGUCCGGAAAUCGAGACCUCAACCGUUUCCGAAGUUUUGAGGCUUUCCGGUCAGAGUAUACCAAAAGAAGUUCGAUAUAGUUUGAAUUUUUCUACGUAUUCGUGCGCGUUUUUCAAGUUUAACUUGUGGAUGUUGGCGAUUGUGUUGAAGGCAAUCCCCUGCGCACUUCUCCUCUGGUUUACCAUUGCUCUGGUGGUAAAACUCCGUCAAACAGAUGAGAAACGAAAUUAUUUAUACUCGAAAAGCUUCCGAAAACACGUCAAGAAAACUACAGUACCCGACCGUACCACCUAUAUGCUCAUCAUUAUGCUUGUGGUUUUUUUGGUGACAGAGCUUCCGCAGGGGUUUUUGGCACUUCUGAAUGGCCUGUACACAGGAGAUGUUAAUAUUUAUAUUUAUAAGAAUUUAUCCGAAUUGUUGGAUUUUCUAUCGCUGAUUAAUUGCAGCGUGGAUUUCCUGCUCUAUUGUGUGAUGAGCUCCCGGUACCGUCAAACAUUCGGUCAUAUGCUGAUACGUGUCGAAUCGUGGCUUCGCAAUCACGGAGAACGUCGUCGACUUGCGCGGGAAAUCAAAAAGAAAUUGCCGGCGCCCGUUGGGGUCUAACACUUGCCUAUUAUUGAAUUCAUACGGGUUUUUAUCUGAAUUAAGACUACGGGUUGUGAAUUUAAUUCAAUAUUGAAUAAAAAGUUUCGAUUU
Molecule: messenger RNA, 1299 nt
Organism: Caenorhabditis elegans
Lineage: Eukaryota; Metazoa; Nematoda; Chromadorea; Rhabditida; Rhabditidae
Gene: dmsr-4
Product: G-protein coupled receptors family 1 profile domain-containing protein
Exons: 8
Coding region: 67-1206 (379 amino acids)
Biological process (GO): signal transduction; G protein-coupled receptor signaling pathway
Cellular component (GO): membrane
Molecular function (GO): G protein-coupled peptide receptor activity; G protein-coupled receptor activity
Source: RefSeq, marked reviewed